This is a messenger RNA of Photinus pyralis (common eastern firefly), 2048 nucleotides long. RefSeq names its product protein lethal(2)denticleless-like. Gene Ontology annotation, molecular function: protein binding; protein-macromolecule adaptor activity. The coding region runs from base 109 to 1884 and encodes 591 amino acids. Gene Ontology annotation, biological process: mitotic G2 DNA damage checkpoint signaling; proteasome-mediated ubiquitin-dependent protein catabolic process. NCBI's taxonomy places the organism in Eukaryota, Metazoa, Arthropoda, Insecta, Coleoptera, Lampyridae. The transcript has 4 exons. Gene Ontology annotation, cellular component: nucleus. The record is from RefSeq and is a predicted model, not a curated record.
CACAACCGCCAACUCUAAACAGUAAACAUAACCUACCUUUUUAUUUAUACGUUUACACUCUUUUCCCGCGUAGAAAAUGUAAUUAAGUGUUUUUGAACUAUUGCCGCAAUGAGUAUUGUACAGAGUCUAAUUGAUCAACAAAUCGGUCUUUCGAGAUUGACCAAUUACGAUUUGGCUAUUAAACGACUGUGGUGUGCGAAAGAUGAAGAUUUUUCUCGAAUUUUGCCGUACGACAAUUCGGAAUUCGAAGCCGCUGCCGACCCACCGAUUUUUGCUUGUAAAUUUGCCCACCUUAAAGGCUACCGGCAGAUUUACGCCCUUGCCAAUGAAGAAGGGCGCAUCGCAAUCUGUAAUAAAGAUACCAAAUCGCGCUUGGGCUGCAGCGUGCAUAAUAAUGCGAUUUUUGAUAUCGCGUGGAUGCCUAACGCGAUGAAACUGGUAACGGCAUCCGGUGAUCAUAUGGCUUCGCUUCUUGAUGUAAGCCAAGGUGGCGUGACAUGCGUGCGCAUGUUUCAGGGUCAUAAACGGUCUUUAAAAACGGUGGCUUGCUGUAGGGACGCCGAUUCGAUUUUUGCGACCGGCAGUAGAGAUGGACGGUUGAUAAUUUGGGACACACGAAUGGGGACGAACGAAUUUUUCGGUGUUACCGAUAUUUUGAUACCGCUAACACAUGUGCAACGCGUAUCCGGUAAAGUACGUGAGGUCUCGGCCUCCAGCUCCGUUACCGGUGUUAUUUUUAAAGACUGCAAUACUCUAAUUUCUUGUGGUGCAGGCGACGGAGUGAUCAAAGUUUGGGAUAUCAGAAAAACGUACUACUCUUUAGAUAAAAUCCCUACUCCAAAGUAUUCACUACCGUAUAGUGGGGAUACGUUACGGUAUGGCUAUAGUAAUUUAUUAAUGAAUUCUAAUGGCACAAAACUGUACGCGAGCUGCCUAGACAAUGCUAUUUAUGUAUACAAUUUAGCCACCUAUAAUCCGAAGCCUGUAAUGAAAUAUGUGGGCCACAAGAACAGUACAUAUUAUGUGAAAGCUUGUUUGAGUCCUGACGAUAACUACAUUCUAUCGGGAAGCAGUGAUCACGACGGAUAUAUCUGGAAUGUCAAGAAUUCAAAUCCUUUGGUAAAAUUAAGCGGACACGAUGCGGAAGUCACGUGUGUUGCGUGGUGUGAAGACAACAGCAAUGUUGUUAUUACAUGUUCGGACGAUUUAAGACAUAAGGUUUGGAGGGUUUGUGCGGAUGUGACCGAGAUAUCUGCGUCUGAGAAUAGCAAUCGUGCUGUAGAAGUAAUUGCCACCACCACAUCGCCAGCUCGAAAAUGUAAAUCAAGUCCGUUGUCCCUUAAUGUUGCCAAACGAAAGCACGAGGUUCUGGACGAUUUUCCAACACUGGAAUGUGAUGCAUCCAAACGAAUGGAGAAAUGUAUGAAAACGGACACGCCAAAUAAGAGAAAGCUUCUAACUGCAAUUGACCUGAACGUUUACGAAACGAAACCCUUGAAACGUUUUAAAUUUGACUUUACCUCGACGAAAGGCCAAACGCUUCUCGAUAACCUACCCAACUUCGUGAUGGACGGAUCCGCGCCUCAUUUAAAUAUAUCACCCGUCAAAAAACAAGAGAGGGACUGGCUGACAAAGUUACGACUGGAAAGACUACAGCUAACACAAGUUGAGGAACUGUCGAGGUCGAGCCCGUCGAAAAUUCCGAGAUUCGACCACGGUUCGAGCCCGAAAUCGAAAAAGUCGGAUGUCUUGCCCGUAUCGUCGUCGUCGUCGAAAAGCCCACUGCUGAGGUACUUUAAAGUGAAGAGUAAUCCAAAUCCGACUUGCCGGGCGAAAUCGCCCAAUUCCAUUUCUAUUUCUUCACAGUCUCAAUCGUCUCAGUAGUGAUUUUAUUAAUCUUUUAUUGACUAAGUCAACGUUGCACUUUAAAUUACUGAUCUCACUGUUUAUGUUCAAAUGUAAGUUUAAGUGUACAUAGUGAAUCUCGACAAAAUUUGAAUCUUUUAACUUGUGAAUUCUUCAUUAUUUAUAUUCUGUGCUGAUUCUCA